Sipha flava (yellow sugarcane aphid) is the source of this 1412-nucleotide messenger RNA. Its product is annotated as RNA polymerase I-specific transcription initiation factor RRN3-like. The record is from RefSeq and is a predicted model, not a curated record. NCBI's taxonomy places the organism in Eukaryota, Metazoa, Arthropoda, Insecta, Hemiptera, Aphididae. Gene Ontology annotation, molecular function: RNA polymerase I general transcription initiation factor activity; RNA polymerase I core binding. Gene Ontology annotation, biological process: transcription initiation at RNA polymerase I promoter. Gene Ontology annotation, cellular component: nucleus.
ACAAUUCUUAGUCUUAUUGUUACCAAGCUAGUGGAAAUUGAUGUUCACAUACCAAAAGAUGAACUGAAUAGAUUGGAAUCAAAUACUAAUGUUGAAAUCGAAAAUAUAUUUCCAAUAGAUGUAGAUGGAGAACGUAUACAAGUAGAUCCUGAGAAAAUGGAAGUAGAAGUUUUUUCGCGGACUUUGGAUAUUUGCCUUAGAAGAAUAUUUAUGUAUAUGAAAACUACUUGUCAUGAUUCUGAUGGCAAUUUGAUUUGGGAAAAUACUAAAUCAUUAUAUCAUGACUUGAUAUCAGUAUUUGAAAGUGAAAUUCUUCCAACUUAUAACAGUAGUCAUGUUCAGUACAUAAUUUAUUACUUUCUUAGUUUUAAAAUUACUUUAUGCGAAAACUUCUGCAAUUGGUUAUGGAAAAAAUGUUGUGAUGUAUCAUUUCCAUCUACUCUGCGACAAGCAGCAGCCGGUUAUUUAGCUAGUUUCGUUUGCAGAGCACCAUUUGUUUCAAAUAGAGUUUUGAAAAAUAUCCUUUCAAACAUUUCUUCAUGGUGUAUUAAUUAUAUAAAUAGAGUAGAUAAAACAGUUAGAGUAGUAACUGAAAAUUUACUAAGAUGUCAUGCAGUGUUCUAUUCAAUAUGUCAAUCAUUAUUUUAUAUUAUAUCAUUCAGACAUCAAGAUCUUAUGGAAGGCAAACGAAAUCUAAAGUUUAUGGAAAAUCUAAAUUUGUCUAAAAUAGUCAUUUGCCGUUUAAGUCCAUUACGAUUAUGUUGUUCCGCUGUAGUCAACCGUUUUGCAUAUAUCACUAAAACUUAUCAAUUAACAUAUUGCUAUGUAGUAAUGGAUGGUCAUAUCAGAGUUACAGAUCAGUCAGUUAAAGAUAAGUUGUAUUCUUUCUUUCCAUUUGAUACUUAUGUCCUUCCAAGGUCGAAAGAUAUUAUAAUGUCUGAUUUGUAUAGACGGUUUAAUGAUGACACAAAGAAACAUACUAACAUUGAUGACGAAGAUGAAGAUAAAGAAUUAUCGUUUGAUGAUAAUAUGGAUAUCAGUCAAAAUAUGUCAUCUACAAGUUCACCUACCAAAACUGACUGGCUUGAGCUGUUAGUGAAUCAACAUCAAUAGCCCGCUUUAGACGCUAUUUCGGGCGCGUUUGGAAUGGAUGCGCAAAGAACGCGCGAUAAGACUGUACGUUUAAAAUUAAAAUCGUGUCCAGACUUAGCACUUGUCUAAACCUGUGUAGUUUUGUCGUCCGUACCAUGAACGUUGUUGCCUUUAGACACGCCUGCUGGAUCAUGACGCCCUGGCGCGUCAUUCGCGCCAUCGAUGACCGGAAAUAUUUUUAUUUCAGCUUCAGUAGUGACACGUUAUGUUUACGAGAUUUCACGUACAUUAAAUUAUUAUUUUAAUUCUGUGUUUUUUAU